Messenger RNA from Clarias gariepinus (North African catfish), 1542 nucleotides. RefSeq names its product secretion regulating guanine nucleotide exchange factor (gene sergef). NCBI's taxonomy places the organism in Eukaryota, Metazoa, Chordata, Actinopteri, Siluriformes, Clariidae. The transcript is spliced from 11 exons. The coding region runs from base 4 to 1173 and encodes 389 amino acids. The record is from RefSeq and is a predicted model, not a curated record.
CAAAUGGAAACGUCCAUGGUAAAAUACACACUGUACAGAUGGGGUGCUAACAGUUUUGGGCAGCUUGGGCUUAAGAAUGCUGAAGAUCAAGUGAAGCCACAGUGUGCAGAGUUUGGACAGGAAGCAAGAACAUUACGUGCCAUCACAGGCGGAGGGGGGCAUUCAGCGCUCAUAACUGAGUCCGGGAAGCUGCUGGUAUGUGGACAAAAUCACAAAGGCCAGCUUGGACUUGGCCAUGUAUCAGAGGUCAUGACCUUUCAGCUGUGCCAGUUGCCUGGCAGCAGGACAGUUCAGCAAGUGUCAUGUGGCUGGGAUUUCACCAUCAUACUCACAGAUGAUGGACAUGUCUUGGCAUGUGGCUCCAAUGCUUUUGAUCAGCUGGGUGUCAAUCUCCAGACACAAUACUCUGCACAGCCUUUACUAAUCACGUCUUUCAGAGACCCUGUCAUCAGUGUAUCAGCAGGACUUAGACAUGCACUCGCAGUAACAGGAUCAGGUUGUGUAUAUCAAUGGGGUACAGGACUGCUAAAUCAAGCGAAAAGAGCACUAAAUCCUCAGCCUGUCCCAGCCCACUUCAGCGCCAAAGAGCCAUGCCUGGUCACAGGGAUGGGUCAGAUACCUGCUAAGAGUGUAACUGCAGGCUCUGCGCACUGUGCCUGUUUGACAGUGCCAGGUGAGGUGUUUCUAUGGGGGAGUAAUAAACACGGCCAGUUGUGUAGAAAAGAGAAAUUCCUACCUCUUCCUACAGCUCUAGACCGCUCACUGUUAAACAGAGAAAGCGUUUCAGCUAUACACAGUGGCUGGACACACCUAAUCGCCCAAACAGAGAGUGGGAGAGUCCUUACAUGGGGAAAAGCCAGUUAUGGACAGCUUGGGAGACAACUAAGAGUCAGUGACGGUACAGAACUAUGUCUUCCUUCAGAGGUCAGGACACUUCAUGGAGCCACUCAGAUUGCAUGUGGCUCGGAGCACAACCUUGCCAUCGUAGGGGACCGAGUUUUAUCUUGGGGUUGGAAUGAGCAUGGGAUGUGUGGAGACGGUUCUCUUUGUGAUGUCAUCCAACCUCAGCCAAUUCCUGAUCUUCAAAAUGUCAAAGGUCUCCUGAUUGGUUGUGGAGCAGGACACUCCUUAGCACUUUGUUCUCUGAAGGACAGUGAUAAAGCAGGAAGCUGAACAAUAUUUAAAAAGAUAUAGGGCCUCUUUGUUUCAAUUGUUAUUUCAUUAAUGUCUCACUGAAUAUGUUAAGACAUCUUGAUAUGAGAGCCACUAAGAGCUUGUUGAUCGUUUUGCAGAAUCUACGAACUUUUAAACAAGUGAAAAAAUGAUUAUUUACAAACUUUGAUUUAGAGUGGAUUUUUACCCAAUGUAUUUAUUAAUAUAGCUCUGUCUCUCUCUCUCAGUCUCUUUAGUCAGCUGAAGUACUUGGUGGGUGAUACUCAAAUAAUCCUUACUUACUAUUAACUCCAUUAUUCCUCAAAUUUUUAUACUGUAUCCCGCUGUAGGUUUUUUUUUUUUUUUUUGUUCCUGGGAAACACUUCAAAA